Molecule: messenger RNA, 351 nt
Organism: Drosophila teissieri
Lineage: Eukaryota; Metazoa; Arthropoda; Insecta; Diptera; Drosophilidae
Product: drosomycin
Exons: 1
Coding region: 127-345 (72 amino acids)
Biological process (GO): defense response
Source: RefSeq, a predicted model, not a curated record
UGGCAGCGAUAUCGACUAGUUUAGCCCUAUAAAAGCUCAUCGAAAGGCACUUGAAAACAAAAUUCAUUCGAAUUUCAAUUGAUUAUUACAUCAAAGACAACGAGCUUCCCUUAAAAGUACUCAAAAAUGAUGCAGAUAAAGUUCCUGUUCACCUUCUUCGCUCUGCUGAUGCUGGUCGUCCUGGGAGCCAAGGAAGCCGAUGCCGACUGCCUUUCCGGCAGAUUCAGCGGUCCGUGUGCCGUCUGGGACAAUGAGGCCUGCAGGAGGAUUUGCCGGGAGGAGGGAGGAGGACGCGUCAGUGGACACUGCAGUUCCAGGCUGCAAUGCUGGUGCGAAGGAUGCUGAAUGCAA